Molecule: messenger RNA, 296 nt
Organism: Linum tenue
Lineage: Eukaryota; Viridiplantae; Streptophyta; Magnoliopsida; Malpighiales; Linaceae
Source: the annotation of a GenBank genome assembly
CAUCCUUUCUCAUUCUCAACCGAGAGAAACCAGAGAACAGAGCACACGCGGAGCUCUCGACCCAAAAUUUCAAAGCUCAAAUUCUUGAGCCCUAGUGAUCCAAAAAUCCCGAAUUUCUUGAAUUCCCGAUAAGCCAAAUUAGGGUUUCGGAGUAUCCGGAAGCCGGAUUGAGCCCAAAUUUCAUAUACGAGCUUCCUGCAGCGAGGGGAUAUUAGGGCGGUCUCGGAUUUUAAUUCGGGGUUCGUUCGUGAAAUUGACGUUUUAGUACGGGAAGGUUAAACCGGUGUUUGAACGAC